AUGCUCCUGAGGACGCGGAACUCUGGAAUGCCUCUUUACCAGGACGCCCCAGAAUUGCCGCCGACCGAGAGUAAUUCGUCGCCGCCCAGCUCGCCUACGCCACCGCAACGCCGCUACGGUAACACAGAAUGGUGCAGCUGCAACCACUGCGUCGUGUUAGAUAACGGCACGGAGGCAGAGUGCGUAUGCUGCCGUGAAAUGGGUUCCGCACUGACCCGCGUUCAGUCAGCUGGAUGCAUCACAGAGCACCCAGAAUUUAGCAUGCUCUGCUUGAGCAUUCCGGUGCUCCGCCUGCUCUAUUUCGAGCUCAGGGGUCACGGACAUCCCAUGCAUGAGGACAUCCACAGACGGUACCAGUACACGGCCUACAGGACUUUUGUUCGCUGGUUGUGGCGGCGGCUUGGUAGGGGGAACAGGAUGAUCCUGCCGGCAUGUUUGGUUGGCAGGAUAAGGGAGGAGUUUCCUUCCGAAACCACAACUGGUUUCAGGUAUCCUCGUUACCGCUAA
Ixodes scapularis (black-legged tick) is the source of this 507-nucleotide messenger RNA. Its product is annotated as P2X purinoceptor 7. NCBI's taxonomy places the organism in Eukaryota, Metazoa, Arthropoda, Arachnida, Ixodida, Ixodidae. The record is from RefSeq and is a predicted model, not a curated record. Bases 1 to 507 code for a protein of 168 amino acids. The transcript is spliced from 3 exons.